This is a messenger RNA of Fusarium verticillioides 7600, 1651 nucleotides long. RefSeq names its product CMGC protein kinase. The transcript is spliced from 2 exons. NCBI's taxonomy places the organism in Eukaryota, Fungi, Ascomycota, Sordariomycetes, Hypocreales, Nectriaceae. Bases 11 to 1525 code for a protein of 504 amino acids. Gene Ontology annotation, molecular function: ATP binding; protein kinase activity. The record is from RefSeq and is a predicted model, not a curated record. Gene Ontology annotation, biological process: protein phosphorylation.
CAACAAAUCCAUGCGACUACUUUACCAGUACAUGACCUGCCGCAAACUCUCUCUCAAUGCCCAGUUGAUCACCGCCUCUCAUCCCUUCUCAGUUUCGUCUUUGGGCUCUUCGUUUCGCAAUCGCUUUUGCAUUUACACUCCCAGCAAGAGCCCUUUCAAUCCCAGCUCUUCACAUUCCAGCCCAUCGCGGCACAUCCACAUCAUGGGCUCAGAGGGUUCACAUAGCCCUUCACCUACGCAAGGUCAACAUCAAUUUGACGAUAAUAUCGGAUUCGAUUAUCACGAACUUGACCAUGCCCCGGCAACCUCACAAGGCACUUUCCUCAAGGGUUCAAAGGAGGGCGUGGAACCCUUAGAGGAAUACCAGGAAGGCGGCUAUCACCCAGUCCAUAUUGGAGAUGUGCUUGGCCCAUCGGAUCGGUAUCGAGUCAUUCACAAACUCGGUCACGGUGGUUUCGGAACAGUUUGGCUCUGUCGAGACUCGGUAGAAACCCGUUACGUUGCCCUCAAGGUCAUGGCCAGUGAUCUGAAGUCCGACGAGAUUCUUGACUUCAGCUUGGCGGACCUUGAUCAAUCAAUGCCAGGUUCCCAGUUCAUCGCGACUCCACUCGAUUCAUUCUCCGUUAGUGGUGCAAAUGGGACCCAUCAGUGCCUAACACUGCCACCACUUGGGCCUUGUGUUUCGCCUCGUUUAUGGAUGCGAUUGGAAAAGGACCCUGCUGCUAUCCUACGGAAAUUCGCCUAUCAGACUACGCAGGCGUUAGCCUUCUUGCACAAGAAUCAGAUCUGUCAUGGAGACUUUCGCCCAUCUAAUAUUUUGGUCAAGCUGAGCAACCUGGAUCACCUCUCUGAGGAUGAGCUCCUCUCUCUGAUAGGGCAUCCCGAGAAAGUCCAAGUGCAGACGGAGUCAGGAGAAGACCUUCCAGUAUCUAGCCCAAGAUAUCUUGUACAACCAGCGGACAUCUCUAGACUCGGGAAUGAAUUCCUGACAGAGGAGAUUUGCGUCAUUGAUUUUGGCGAGUCAUUCAAGUUCUCAUCACCACCAGAGGACCUUGGUAUUCCAGAGAACUACCUGCCACCAGAGGUCCUUCUUGAACAGCCUGAUGUAAUUGGUCCGGCCUGUGAUAUUUGGGCUCUUGGCUGUACACUCUUCGAAAUUAGGGAACAGCUCCCUCUGUUCUACAUGAUCUACGACAAAGAUGAGUUAUUAGCCGAGAUGGUGAGGUUCUUCGGCAAACUCCCAGAAGAUUGGUGGACGAAGUGGGAAGCACGUGAAGAGUAUUUCGACGCUGGUGGGAAAUGGCUUCGUGAAGAAGAGGACUGGUCCCUUGAGGUGGCGCUGAGCAAGCCAAUUGAGAUCUUCGAAUCGGGUGAGAAGUAUAGGGAGGGGCCUAAGAAGUCAUUACAAACUCCUGAAGCUGAGCAGAAGUUGAUGGCGAAUCUGCUCUAUCGACUUUUCAAGUAUGAUCCUCGAGAACGGAUUAGUGCUGAGGACGUUCUUGGACACGAAUGGUUUAGACUAUAGCUGUCACGCUACCAGACUUGACUUGAGUAAAUAUGAAUCGUGUAACUAUUCACUCGUGGAAGGCUCGUGAUGUUAACAUUGGAAGUCAAGUCACUCAACCCGAAAUAAGACUUUUAUAAUUCAAUG